AUGAGUAGAAAUUUCCAUCACUCGCCACCUCGCCCAUCUCGUUCUUACAAUGCUUCGACGCUCGAAAAAAGCGAAACUGUCUGAGGAACACGAGACGGCCGUGAUGGAUUCCUUGAUCCUGAAACUCUUCAGCUUGCUGAACAACUUUUUAAAGAAGAAUCCACAUGUGGGAUACAUUUUUCUGACUAUGAUAAUAUUCCAAUAGAAGUCAGUGAAGAAAUGCCAGUGCUUGAAGAAUUUACUGAUGUAGAAAUACAUGAAGUCCUUCAAAGAAACAUUUCCUUACUCCCCUCUUUUAAUUUUAAAAAAAUAUACUUAAAAUUUGUGACUAAACACGAUGCAUAUUUUUGGCCUACUUUUGUUUGAUUAAUUAUUUUUGGCUUGUCUAUUUGCCCUUUUUUUGGUGGAAUUUUUUUAUCUAUUUUUGGCCCAUUUUUUACCUAUUUUUGGGCUAUUUUUUUUAGUUAUUUGUUUUGGCCUGCUAUUUUUGUUUAGCCUAUCUAUAAAAAAUUUUAUACACAGGGGCAUUUUCUAGCUAGUUAGUAUUCUAUUUUCUUUCUUAAAGUAUUUUAUAAUGUAGAAGAAAUCGGAUACUGUUUUUAGUCGACGAGUGAUAACUCUUCCCUAGUGUAUAAAUAUUUUUGUAUUUUUUUUAUCUACCUUGACUUUAUUUAGUCGAAUUGCUUUUGGCAUGAUUCCAUAUUAACUAUUUCAAAUUAAUUUUCAAUCUAUUUUGGUAAUUUUUGGACAGCAGUUAUAUUUUAAGAUUUUAGCAUAAAAAAGGCUAAAAAAUAAGGCCAAAAAAAUAGCCCAAAAAAGAGGAAAAAAAAAACGCCAAAAAAUAGGAUAAAAAAAUAAAUAGGCUGGAAAUUUUACAGUUUCCUUCACAAAACGGCUAUUUUUUUGCUGGCCUUGGUAAUUUUUAAAUCAUAAAUUUUAUUAAUUUUUAUAUAUAAGUAGUUCUGGACUUAAUUUAAUGGAAGAAAUUCAAGUAGAAUAUUAUUUAAACAGUUUCCAUAUUGAAUUGAUUAAAUUUUUAUAUAUAUCUUACUCCCCCCCCCCUCCGUGAGCGAACAAAACCAUUAGAAAAAUCGCCAUUUUUUGACCAAAAACCCACCCUCCGUGAGUGAACAAAAAUUUUUUUAAUAGAAAAAAUUUUUUAAUGGAAAAAAAUUUUGAUAUAUAAGUGAUAAUUAGUAUAAUGAAAUCUAGAGCUAAUUCUGUUUAAUUUUAAACAAAUUGCGUUUUAAAACAUAAAUUUUGCAAAUUAAAUUAAUAUUUGCUUCCCAAUUUUUGCAAAUUAGGAUUUUUUUAAAUUUCGAAAAAAAUAUUUUUUAUAAAAUUUAUAUAUAAAUUUUUUUUAAAAAAAAAAAUUAACCCCCCUCCGUGAGCGAACAAAAUUUUUUUGUUCGCUCACGGAGGGGGGGGGGGAGUUAAUAAAAAAUUAAAAUCCAAAAAUAUUGCGUUCGAAUUUUUAUUUUUCUUAAAGUCUUUAAUAGAGAAAAAUUUUAAUAUGCUCUUUUAAAACAAAGAACGAAUUUUAUCUCCAAUUCAAAGAUGGGAGUUAAUGAAUUAUAAAAAACCCACCCCAGUACAAAGACAUGCGAUCCCUAUAUCAAUUUUAAGAAGAGACCUUAUGGCCUGCGCCCAAACAGGCUCUGGGAAAACUGCCGCUUUUCUGUUCCCUAUGUUCGCGAAAAUGCUUAAAGAUGGUCCACCUGAAAAAAUCAGACGAAGAGAAGCAUUUCCUAUAGGAUUAGUUUUGGAACCGACUAGAGAGCUGGCAGUCCAGACUCAAAGAGAAGCGCUUAAAUUUGCAUAUAAGACAGGGAUACGAUGUGUAGUUGUACAUGGAGGGAAAGAUUUUUAUAAUCAAGAAAAUGAAAUAAAUAGAGGGAUUGACAUUCUAAUAGCAACGCCUGGGAGACUUAUUGACUUUUUGGAGAGAGGCAUGAUUGACUUAGCUAUUGUUAGAUAUUUGAUUCUAGAUGAAGGAUUAAUAAAAUGGCAUUCGGUCCGAGAGAAAUUAGCUCCGCAAAUUUUCUCUCCCUCAUGGAAUUUUAUUUAUGGGGUUGGGUUUUCUUCUGAGAACUUCUGUACAGCAACAGCGGUUUAGCUCUGGCAUAUAAGCCGAGGCACUGCUCCAAGUACGCAGGGGGCUCAAGUUUUACCUCUCAGCAUACCUGAGGAAGGUGACCCUUAGGCGGAACACGAGCAGGAGGAGCUGAGUCAAGGAAAGCGAGGCAACGCAGCCCGUCAACGCCGAACGCUUUAUUUGUCCUGUGCCCUGGCGAAACAAAGUCGAUCGAUCCAGAGGUCCAUGGUCCCGACACGUGGAUAAAUCUGGUGGCUGCUCUCGAAACGGUUACCCCGUAGUGGACGUUAAACGAUAUAAAUAAUAUAAAAUAAGAUUCUAGAUGAAGGAGAUAGAAUGCUUGAUAUGGGAUUUGAGCCGCAAAUCAGAAGAAUUUUAAGGGCAAUGCAUGGGAAUGAUCAUGAGACAAUAAUGUGCUCAGCAACGUUUCCAGAAGAAAUGAAAGCAAUUGCAGCCACAUUUAUGAAAGAUUUCGUAUUUUUGGCUAUUGGGAGAGUAGGAUCGACUUCGGAAAAUAUUACACAAACUUUAUACCAUGUAGAAGAUCACCUUAAACUAGAAUUUUUAAUCAGAGUUUUACAAAAUUUCCAAGGAAUAACUCUAAUCUUUUUAGAGAAAAAAAGAAGUGUGGAUUGACUUUUCUACGAGCUAUCAAAACGAGGAUUCAUCUGUGCAAGCAUUCAUGGUGACAAAAGCCAGGGCCAGCGUGAAAAAGCUCUGGAUGACUUUAAGCGUAAAAGAGUCAAAAUUUUAGUAGCAACAGAUGUAGCGUCACGAGGAUUAGAUAUCCCUGAUAUAGAUAACGUUAUAAAUUUUGACACACCGAAUUAUAUUGAUCAUUAUGUACACAGAAUAGGCAGAACAGGAAGAAUUGGAAAGAGCGGCAAGGCAUUUUCUUUUAUAAAUAGCAGAAAUCAAUCAAUAUUUAGAGAUCUUAUGAGCUUGUUGAGAGAAAGCAAUCAAGAAAUUCCCGAGUGGUUUGAAGACCUAGCAGCGGGAAGAAUGACGCAAGAUUAUAGCGAAAUGUUGCCGUUUAUAGAAGGGGGAACAAAUUUUUAUUCACAAGGCUUGAACCCAAGCAGCUAUGAUAUGCCGAGAGAGAGCAGAAGAGGGAGAGGAAGAGGUUAUAGAGGGGGUUAUGAUCGAUAUUAUCAAGGAGAAAGAAGAAAAUAUGGGUCCCCUCAAAGAACUUAUAAUAGAGGCUUUUAUGAUCAAUAUAAUGAAGAGCCAAAAAAUUAUUAUGAGAAUGAGUAUUCUCCUCACUCACGGAGGGGGGUUAGUUUUUUUUUUUAAAAAAAUUUAUAUAUAAGCUUUAUAAAAAAUUUUUUUUCGAAAUUUAAAAAAAUCCUAAUUCGCAAAAAUUGGAAAGCAAAUAUUCAUUUUAUUUAUAAAAUUUAUGUUUUAAAAAGCAAUUCGUUUAAAAUUAAACAGAGUUAGCCCUAGAUUUCAUUAUGCUAAUUAUCAUUUAUAUAUCAAAAAUUUUUCCAUAAAAAAUUUUUCUAUUAAAAAAAAUUUUUGUUCACUCACUGAGGGUGGGUUUUUGGGCAAAAAAUAGGGAUUUUUCUAAUGGUUUUGUUCACUCAUGGAGGGGGGGAGUCAGAGAAAUUAUGAUAGAUAUGAAAGAAACGAUGAAAUUUCAAGAGGAAGAGGAAGAGAAAGAGGUAGAGGCAGAGGCUACAAUAGGCAAUAUCAAGAAGAGAGAAGAAGCUCCCCUAACCAGUCUCUUAGUUAUCAAGCAUAAUUAUUUGUAAAAUCAUUUUUAAGAAAAAUUAAACGCUUUUAAUAUGCAAAAUUAUUUUAAUAUCAUGCUUAUUUGUAUAUAAAUUUAUUAGUUAUAAUAAAAGACCUCCAGGUAAUUAUUUUAAAUUUAGAGCUAUAUAAAUUAAAAUUGCAUUGCUUUUUUUCAAAUAUGAAUUGGAUUUUGUAAAACCGAAUAAAAAUCUUUUAAUAGAAAUUUAAAAAAUUAAAAAUAACUAACUUAUACUGAACAUAAAAUCGCACUCAUUAUGCAAGGAAGUAAUAGAAAUUAUAAUACAGGAUACUAUGAUCGUCCUGAAGAAGAAAGAAACUUUUAUGAGAACGAUUAUUCUUCUCAGAGAGACUACGGCAGAUAUGACAACACAAGAAGCGACGAAAUGUGGCAGGGGAGAGGGAGAGGAACCUAUCGAGGAAGCUAUGAUAGGCAAUUUAUGGACGAGAGAAGAAACUAUGAAUCUUCUCGGAGAAAUUAUAACAGAGAAUAUCAGGAUGAAAUUCCUGAAGAGCCUAGAAGGUAUUAUGGAAGUCCUCAUCAGAGAAAUUAUGAAAGAUAUGAGUCACCUAGAAGGCAAGCUCCAGCUCAAAGGAAUUACCAAGAAAGAAGAUAUGAAGGAAGCAAAUAUGAGAACCAAAAACCAUAUACACUGAAACAGCCAGCUGGGGAUACUGCAGAUUAUAAAGAAACAUCAGGUCAAGGAUUUGAAUGUGAAGAAAGGACGAAAAACGUUCAGAAGGCAGAAGAGACAGCGCUUCCAGGAGAUGGCCCUGAUCCAUGGAGUAGCUAUCGGUAA
Molecule: messenger RNA, 4644 nt
Organism: Blepharisma stoltei
Lineage: Eukaryota; Ciliophora; Heterotrichea; Heterotrichida; Blepharismidae
Source: the annotation of a GenBank genome assembly